AUGGGGAAUCCAAACGCCGUCAAACCCUCCGAUCAAGCUCCGGCGACCACCCAUUUCAGCCACCCACACCCACUGCAGCUCGUCGAUCCCCAAACCCUAACCCAGUUCUCACACUGCUCCGCCUGCAAACUCGACGCCGCCGCCGCCUCCGGCGCCGCCGUCUACGCCUGCAGAACCUGCAACUUCAUCCUCCACCAGAAAUGCUACCAGCUGCCGCAGCAGAUCAACCACCCGUUCGACAAAACCCACGCGCUGGUUCUCCAGCCGAAGCCCGUCUACGCCGAGGGCGUAUUCCGGUGCGACGCGUGCGGGAACCAGGGCGCCGAAUUUCCCCACCGGUGCCACAACCACCCGCUCAGCCUCACUUUCACCGCGCCUUAUCCUGGGAACAAGUUUUCCUGCGAUCUUUGCAAGAAGAUUACUUCCAAUACCUGGAUGUACCGCUGCAGCGGCUGCGAGUUCGAUGUCCACGUCACCUGUGUGGCGAAGGUAAUCCCCCCGCCGCGGCCCCUGAUUCAGCAGCCGGCGCUGCGGCCGAUGAUUACGGCGAGAUCGGUUAUUCCGCCGCCGCAGAACCCACAGAAUAUGGGAGCUUAUAAUAAUAUGCCGCAGCAGCAUCAGGGUGUGGCUAUUGGACAACCCUAUAAUAAUAAUCAGCAUCAAUUUGUAGGAACCCCUUAUCCGGCGGCGGCUGGAGUGCCGCCGCCGCCGCAGUAUAGCAACAUAAACCAACCGGCCGCCGGUCAUGCAGCUGCCGGACGGCCUGUUAACGGUGGCGGGAUGAGGAACCAGGUCAUAGGUUCGGCGGUGGAGGGAGCCGCCAGCGGAGUUGCUCAGGCGGUGACGGGGGUUUUCUUGCAGGAAGUCUUCGGUCUUGGCGGUGGCGGUGGCGGUGGUGGUGGCGGUGGUGUCUUUCAACUGGCUGCUUUCGGAAUUGGAGGAGGAAGUGGUGAACCAGUCGAUGGAGGUGGAGACUGUGGCGGUGGAGACUAUGCCGGCGGAGAUGUCGCUGUUUAG
This is a messenger RNA of Erythranthe guttata (spotted monkey flower), 1017 nucleotides long. RefSeq lists its product as uncharacterized. The record is from RefSeq and is a predicted model, not a curated record. NCBI's taxonomy places the organism in Eukaryota, Viridiplantae, Streptophyta, Magnoliopsida, Lamiales, Phrymaceae.